Xylaria bambusicola is the source of this 1832-nucleotide messenger RNA. Its product is annotated as general substrate transporter. The transcript has 6 exons. Gene Ontology annotation, molecular function: carbohydrate:proton symporter activity. Bases 1 to 1608 code for a protein of 535 amino acids. The record is from RefSeq and is a predicted model, not a curated record. Gene Ontology annotation, cellular component: membrane. Lineage: Eukaryota; Fungi; Ascomycota; Sordariomycetes; Xylariales; Xylariaceae. Gene Ontology annotation, biological process: transmembrane transport; carbohydrate transport.
AUGGCGUCAGAGGCCGAGAUAUCUGCCCAGAAAGUGGCUGAUAGGCACCUGGAGGAGAAGCUAGGGCAGGAUGCACUGUUUGAGGCGAAAAGGGCGACUGAUGAUGAACAUGCACAGACUCUAUGGCAAGCCCUACGAGAAAAUCGUAAGGCUGUUAUGUGGUCGGUCUUGAUUUCAAUGACAAUUAUUAUGGAAGGUUAUGAUACCAUUCUUAUAGGUACUUUCUUCGCGUAUCCCGAGUUCAAUAAGAAGUAUGGAUCAUACUACGGACCUGAAAAGGACUGGCAAGUCCCUGGACCAUGGCAGACGGGACUGAAUCAGGCCAGUACAGCUGGCGCCAUUGUCGGUGGUAUACUUAACGGCUAUAUUGCCAGCAGAUGGGGCUAUCGGUGGGUGAUGAUUGGAUCACUAGGGAUCCUCAACUUCUUCAUCCUUCUGGUUUUCUUGUUCAAUAGUGUCCAAGUACUUCUAGUUGGCCAGAUUCUUUGUGGUCUUUGCUGGGGUGUCUUUGCUACUCUCGCGCCGGCGUACGCUUCGGAGGUCGCUCCUACGAACCUGCGUGGAUAUUUGACUACCUACGUUAACCUGUGUUGGGCUAUCGGCCAGUUAAUCGCGGCUGGUGUGUUAACAGGUGGUCUCAAUAUCAAGAACGAAUGGGCCUUUCGUAUCCCUUUCGCUAUUCAAUGGGUCUGGCCAAUACCCUUGAUGAUAGUAUGCUAUCUGUGCCCUGAGAGCCCAUGGUGGCUUGUACGGGCCGAACGUCUGGAGGAAGCCAAGCACUCACUCCGUAGGCUGAGUGGUGGGAAGACAGAAGAACAACUUAACAAUCAAAUUGCGAUGAUGGUACAUACGAACAAAGUCGAAGCCGCGGAGACUGGAGGCGCGACGUAUGCCGAUUGCUUUAAAGGGGCCAACCUACGCCGAACGGAGAUUGUUUGUGUCACGCUGGCAGGCCAGAUCCUCUCUGGUAGCACUUUUGCGUACACGCCUACGUUUUUCUUCGUGUCGGCCGGGUUACCCACAGAUGCGUCUUUUUACCUAAGCCUCGGUGCUAAAGGUAUUGCAUUUAUCGGCACAAUUCUAUCUUGGAUCUUGAUCUCGCGAUGGGGUCGACGCACACUCUAUGUGGGCGGAAUGGGUAUCCUAUCCCUCACUUUAUUGAUCGUUGGUAUUUUAAGUGUCACUGCUGGAGCUCCGGGUCUUUGGGCCUCUGGCGGACUCUGUGUCUUCUGGCUUUUCAUUUACUCGCUCACUAUUGGCCCUCUUGCCUACAGUAUCAUUUCUGAGACAUCGUCUGUCCGGCUUCGCCCUUUAUCAGUAGUUCUUGCUCGGGUUGCCUAUCAGGUUGUCAACAUUAUCUCACAGUUUUUGAAUACUUACAUGGUUAGUGUGGUAGAGUGGAACUGGGCUGGCAAGAGCGGAUUCUUCUGGGGCGGCACAGCGUUCCUCGUUUUUGUGUGGUCUUAUUUCCGCCUACCUGAGAUCAAAGAUCGCACUUAUGAAGAGUUGGAUCUCUUAUUCAUGAGGAAAGUGUCUGCUAGGAAAUUCGCGACAACACAUGUCGAUGCCUACGAGGCGGUACGGUCGGAGAAAGGAACAUACGAAUGAAUCACAGGAAUUGGGUGACAGCGGAUGUGUAAUAAGAAAUGAGAAUGAUUGAGCAACUAGCGCGGAUAGGUCAAGGAGGAUCAUGAUUUAACGAAUUUAGCCUAUGUUAAAUUGUCUAGACAAUGAGCUAGAUUUCUCACACCUUCGGGACAGCUCUAAUAAACCAAAUCCCAAAACUGUAUUCGCUAGGCUGAACCCAACCAGCCAAACUGCAAAGAUUGACA